AUGUCUGAUGAGGAGGCUGCAACAUUUAUUUCCCCACGGAAGAAGAAUCCUCACGGCAAACCUGUUGGCAGCUCACAGAAAAUGAUGAUAAUUAAUUGUUAUAAGCAAUUAAAAUCAGAAAACGACCAAAUUAAAUAUCGCGAUUUGAUGAAACGUAUUUCUGAUACACUUGGUAUUGGAUUGAAUAAGGUGCAAACAACAGUAUCCGAGUACAACCAAAUUAAGACCUUGACUUCACCCAACAGAAAAAGAAACAGACCUCGUGUUGUGGAUAAAAUAGAUGAUUUUGACAAGAACGCUAUCCGGAGAAAAGUACAUUCAUUUUGGCAUAAUAAAGAGCUACCGACACUUGCGAAGGUAUUAACCGCUAUAAACGAAGACAAUACAUUGCCAAAUAUGAAGGAAACCUCUUUACGGAAAGCUUUGAAGAGCUUGAAUUUCAAAUUUACAAAACGCCAGAGAAAUAGUAUUUUAACAGAGAGAAGAAAAUAUUUAAUUUCAAUUCGUCGUUUUCGUGAAGAAGGUAGACCUAUAUAUUACCUCGAUGAAACUUGGCUCAACACCGGUGAUUGUGUGAGUAAGGUGUGGGUUGACACAACCGUUACUUCCAGUAGAAUGGCAUUCCCGGAAGGUCUAUCUACAGGCCCCCAAAACCCAAGUGGCAAAGGUACCAGGUUAAUUGUUGUACACAUUGGGUCUGCAGCUGGUUUCGUGUCAGGUGGUCUAUUGUGUUUCCAGUCAAAAAAAAAUUCAUCAGAUUACCAUGAUGAAAUGACUGGUCAAACAUUUCAAGAAUGGUUUGAGGAAAUAUUGCCUCUUUUAGAAGACAAUGCCGUGAUUGUGUUGGAUAAUGCACCAUAUCACUCCGUGAAAAAAGAAAAAACUCCUACGACGAAUUGA
Macrosiphum euphorbiae (potato aphid) is the source of this 900-nucleotide messenger RNA. The record is from the annotation of a GenBank genome assembly. Lineage: Eukaryota; Metazoa; Arthropoda; Insecta; Hemiptera; Aphididae.